AUGACCAUCAUUGAUAGAUUCACUAGAUGGCCUGAAGUAAUUACAACGCCUGAUAUGACAGCGGAAACAACGGCUCGUGCCUUGAUGAAUGGUUGGAUUUCCAGAUUUGGAUGCCCAGUCACAAUUACAACUGACCAAGGUACAAAUUUCCAAUCGAAUCUGUUCAGAGAACUCACUCGCAUGUUGGGUUGCAACAGAAUUCGCAGUGCUUCCUAUCAUCCUCAGGCGAAUGGGAUAAUUGAAAGACUUCAUAGGCAUCUUAAAAGUGCUCUUAAGGCACAUAACAAUAGGAAAUGGACCGAAAUACUUCCAAUAGUGCUAUUAGGUUUGCGCUCAGCUCUAAAGGAAGAUAUUAAUGCUCCCUGUGCCCAACUUGUUUAUGGCACUACCUUACGAUUACCCUCUGAUCUUGUGACAAGCGGUCCUAUAAAUCAAACCAUUAACACCACUUAUGUGAAUAAUUUAACCCUUAACUGGGGACACGAUGCUGAUCAACCAGAACCUUCUAAAUCUCAACCAAUCCUUGAGAAGUCUGCUGUUCCACCAAACCCUACUAAACCGUCCACUAUCACUAGAUACGGCAGUACAGUCAGAUUUCCCAAGCAUCUAGUUACUGACUAUAUUGUAUUUUAG
Molecule: messenger RNA, 633 nt
Organism: Argiope bruennichi
Lineage: Eukaryota; Metazoa; Arthropoda; Arachnida; Araneae; Araneidae
Exons: 2
Coding region: 1-633 (210 amino acids)
Biological process (GO): DNA integration
Molecular function (GO): nucleic acid binding
Source: RefSeq, a predicted model, not a curated record